AUGAAGCUUAGUGCUCAGGUGCUGCCUUUCAUCUAUCGUGCCAUUGGUUCAAAGCAUCUUCCUGUCAGUAACAUCAGCUUUGUUCAUCUUGAUUCCCACCCAGACCUUCUUAUUCCUGUGAAUAUGCCUGCAGACACUGUAUUUGACAAAGAAGCUCUUUUUAGUGAAUUAAGUAUUGAGAACUGGAUUAUGCCUGCUGUUUAUGCUGGCCAUAUUUCUCAAGUAGUAUGGCUUCACCCACCCUGGGCUCAGCAGAUCUCAGAAGGAAAACACCAUUUUUUAAUUGGGAAAGACAUAUCAACAACUACAAUCAGGGUUACAGGCACUGAUCAUUACUUUUUAAGUGAUGGUCUUUAUGUCCCUGCUGAUCAGCUAGAAAACCAGAAGCCUUUAAAUUUACACGUCAUUCUCAUCAACCCUACUGAAGCAUCAAACAGCCAGGAAGAAAAUGGCAAGGUAGCAUCUGCUAAGAGACUGAAGCUAAAUAGAGAUGACACAGCAAGCACUGCUUCUGCCUUUUCAUCAGUGGUUCCUGGUGAUCUUGAUCACAGCACCCCAAGUCUGAAGAAAAAGGAAGUACAACAUGCAAGUGCCCCGAACAAGGCAGAAGCACUGUCAGAGUUCUCAGCUUCAAGCUCUCUCAGAAACAGUGAAUGCCCAAAAACAGAAGUUGUCAAAGAUAUCUGCCAAGUACUGCAGAAAGGGGAUGCGUAUGUUUUAGACAUUGACUUAGAUUUUUUUUCAGUGAAAAAUCCGUUCAAAGAAAUGUACACACAGACAGAAUACGAGCUUUUGCAAGAGCUGUACAAUUUCAAGAAGCCUCAUAGAAAUGCAACAGAGGAGGGCUUGCUGGAUUGUGUUGAAAACCGUGUUCAUCAGCUAGAAGAUCUGGAAGCAGCAUUUGCAGAUUUGUGUGACAAUGAUGAUGAAGAGACCCUACAGAAGUGGGCUUCAUAUCCUGGAAUGAAGCCACUUGUUCAACUAGUUCACAGCUUGAAAACCAGGAUGGAAAACCCAGACUACGAAAUG
Molecule: messenger RNA, 1029 nt
Organism: Phaethon lepturus (White-tailed tropicbird)
Lineage: Eukaryota; Metazoa; Chordata; Aves; Phaethontiformes; Phaethontidae
Product: chromosome unknown open reading frame, human C5orf22
Exons: 7
Source: RefSeq, a predicted model, not a curated record